GUUCUCCUUAGAUACUCCAUUCACUUCACUCUCCACUCCACACUUCCUUCCUAUUUCCUACAACCUCAAUCCAAAAUCAAUCCUAUACUUAGAUAUUUUCCAACUUCUUCCAACUUUCAACCUCUUAUUUGUUUUAAAGUUUUUUUAUUCUUUUGGUUCACCUCCACCAGCUCAGGACUCAGAAGUAAAACACAAACCUUUUUUUGCCUCUUCCUUUUCCACCACAAUCUCUUCUUUUUUUACUUAACACAUGGAGUUACGCACCGCAAUUCUUCAAUCCUCUUCUUCGCUUCCUCCGAGGUUUCACACUCUCAAACCCACUCCAGAUUUCGCCUUCCCCUUCUCAUUAUUCGUUUCAAACCCACUUCGACUUUCGUGUUUCACUUUUGUUUCCAAAGGAGAUGAUCCUAAUUCCUGUUAUGCUAACUUGUUUCUUGGUCAAGCAGACCAGCAGCAUUCCUUUCCAGUCACUGCACGCGACACAAGAGCAGUGCUGAAUUGUAUCAGUGAAGGGUUGUCAUGUACCGGUGCCUCCAGUGGUGAUUGUUCUUGUGAUGAUAAAAGGGAUGAUGAUGAAGAUGCCAUGGGGUUCUUGAAUAACUAUGAAAUGAUCAUUAGAGAUUGUGACAAGCUAAUUGAGGCUUUCAUGGUUGACGAGAGAAAUUGGAGGAGGCUGUUAGUUUUCAACAAAAAGUGGAAUAAUAUUAGGCCCCAUUUUUUUAGACACUGUCAGGAUAAAGCAGACACAGAAGACAAUCCGGUGACGAAGAACAAGCUGCUCUGGCUUGGAAAGAAGCUUAAAGAGAUAGAUCAAGAGUUGCAGGGGCACAAUGAACUUAUCGAAAUGAUCAAAGGGAAUCCAUCUAAAAUUUGUGAAAUUGUCUCCAGCAGUCGUAAAGAUUUCACAAAAGAAUUUUUUAUGCAUCUUCAUACAAUAGCUGAAUCUUAUGGAUACAAUCUCGAAAGGCAAAAUGAUUUGUUAAAGCUUUGGAACACGUGCUUGGCUGCUGUAAAAGUCUACGAUGCUGCAACUGAAAGCAUUGAGGCACUAAAUGCUGCAGAGUUGAAUUUCCAAGAUAUUAUCAAGUCUCCCCCGGAUGCUUUCUGCUGGAAGAUAGACAAUUUAGCUGAGAAAAGUCAAUGCUUCAAUCCAGAAUUAGUAGCUCAUUGGCUGCGAUUGUGUUAUAAUAUGGAAGAAGUAGGAAGGGUACACACAAUUGUCUUGAAAUUUUUUAUACAUCCAGUUACUUAUGUAGAUAAUAAUUUGAUUUGUAGUUAUUUAAGAUUGGGCAAGUUAGCUCAGGCUCGUAGAGUGUUUGAUGGAAUGUCAAGAAAGAAUACAGUUACGUGGACUGCUAUAAUUGAUGGAUAUUUAAAAUUUAACUUGGAUGAUGAAGCUUUUAAGUUAUUUCAAGAUUGUGUUAAACAUGGUGUUCCAGCAAACAGUAAGAUGUUUGUCUGUAUCAUGAAUUUGUGUGGUAGAAGAGUGGAUUUAGAGCUUGGGAAACAAAUCCAUGCUCGGAUUUUGAAAAGCAGAUGGAGGAAUUUAAUUGUUGACAAUGCAGUUGUUCACUUUUAUGCAAAAUGUGGCAAUAUAUCAAGUGCAUUUCGAGCAUUUGAUUGUAUGGCUGAGCGAGAUGUAAUAUGUUGGACAACUAUGAUUACUGCUUGUUCCCAACAAGGGUUUGGACAUGAAGCCUUGUCAAUGUUGUCACAAAUGCUAAGUGAUGGGUUCUAUCCUAAUGAAUAUACUAUAUGUAGUGCACUAAAGGCUUGUGGAGAGAACAAAGCAUUGAAAUUUGGGACACAGCUGCAUGGUGCCAUAAUAAAGAAAAUCUGCAAGAGUGAUGUUUUUAUAGGAACUUCCCUAGUUGAUAUGUAUGCAAAAUGUGGAGUGAUGGUGGAUUCUAAAGUAGUGUUCGAUAGAAUGAGAAUUAGAAAUACAGCUACUUGGACUUCUAUUAUAUCAGGAUAUGCUCGGAAUGGGUUUGGUGAAGAGGCCACAAGCUUCUUUCGAUUAAUGAAGAUGAAAAGAAUACAUGUUAAUAAGUUGACAGUUUUAAGUGUCUUGAUGGCUUGUGGCACAAUUAAGUCUUUGCUAUUUGGAAGAGAAGUUCAUGCACAGAUAAUUAAAAGUAAUAUCCAUACCAACAUAUAUGUAGGAAGCACUUUGGUAUGGUUCUAUUGCAAAUGUAAAGAAUACUCCUAUGCUUUCAAGGUGCUCCAAUAUAUGCCUUUCAGGGAUGUUGUUUCAUGGACUGCCAUUAUCUCUGGUUGUGCCAGGCUCGGGCUUGAACAUGAGGCUCUGGAGUUUUUGCAGGAAAUGAUGGAAGAAGGCGUGUUGCCUAAUUCCUAUACUUACUCGUCAGCCUUGAAAGCUUGUGCAGAACUGGAAGCUCCAAUUCAAGGAAAGUUAAUUCAUUCCUACGCGAGCAAGACCCCUGCCUCGUCUAAUGUAUUUGUAAACAGUGCUUUAAUAUAUAUGUAUUCAAAAUGUGGAUAUGUUGCUGAUGCUUUUCAAGUUUUUGACAACAUGCCGGAGAGGAAUGUGGUUUCUUGGGAAUCCAUGAUAUUGGCUUAUGCAAGGAAUGGGCAUGCUAGAGAGGCUCUGAAGCUCAUGCAUAGAAUGCAAGCUGAAGGUUUUGUGGUGGAUGAUUAUAUCCAUACAACAGUUAUUAGUGCAUGUGGAGGCGUUGAGCAUGGAGACAUUCAUCAGGAUAGUGAGUAUUCUUCACAUUACUUGCAUUCCUAGUAAUCUUCUACAAGAUAGGAGCAUCAAUGAACAUUGUAGAACAAGUGAAUGUACUAAUUAUAGCAGCUAAAGGAUAAUGUAUAGGCAGUAGAUGAGGAUGAUACAUAGUGAUUUUUUGUAACAAUGUGCCACCAAAUGCUAGUAAUGGCCUUCUUUUGUUUUC
Molecule: messenger RNA, 2915 nt
Organism: Glycine soja
Lineage: Eukaryota; Viridiplantae; Streptophyta; Magnoliopsida; Fabales; Fabaceae
Product: pentatricopeptide repeat-containing protein At4g18520, chloroplastic-like
Exons: 4
Coding region: 251-2752 (833 amino acids)
Biological process (GO): RNA modification
Molecular function (GO): protein binding; RNA binding
Source: RefSeq, a predicted model, not a curated record